AAUAAUUUUGAACGUUUAAGUUAAUUCCGGUAAUUCUUAGGAAACGAUAAAAACCACAUCGUUUCUAAUCAUCCACUUUAUUAUCCUUUUUUUACAGGACCACGCUAAAAUAUUUCCUUUGAUCUACAACUUUUCCUUUUAAAUUUUCAUGUAUCUAAUAAUGUUUCUGGUUCUCCAUGCAUAAAGAUUUAAAUGUUCCGAAACUGUUUUCCGAUUCAAUCAAAGGAGCUACUCCACGGUUUGCGCAUCUUGAAAAGUUAAGCCUAAAGUUUUCAAGUUCGUCGUUUGUAAUCGGUGUCAAUCUUCUCCAUCCUUAACCAUCUUUGUUCCUUUAUAGUUUAUUAAUAUCUCUGUGAUGUUUUCCCUUCUUAGUGAAGUACUAUUUUCAGGUUUCCUUCAAUUUGAAGGUAAUUUUGUACGUGGCCAAGGUACCGUCACUGAGCUCCAUUCACUUUUCAGGUGGACGCAUAGAUCAGUUGCUCUACAUGCAAGAGUCAGCUUUGAUGGAGGCCGUCAGUCAAGGAACCCCCGAGAGCUGGACUUGGCAGGUAGGACUCAGACGACCUAAUGAACCAAACCUGUUUUGUUGCGGUGUGCUAAUCGGCCGCGCCUGGGUUCUUACAGCUGCGCACUGCGUUUACUAUAUGAGGAACCUAAAGCCAACACCAGUGAUUGAGGUCAUCAUCGGCGAGAAAGAUCUUCGGAACAAAGAUGGAGUGCUAACUAACGCAACUGAAGUAUUUGUUCAUAAGUUAUACGAUCCCCACACCCAAGACUAUGACUUUGCAAUGCUGCAGCUAGCCGAUCCCGUAGAACAAAGUCCACUGAUGUACAUCCGUCCCGUGAAGCUACCCGAGGAAGAUACGGACUUUGAAUCAGGAACGGUCUGCUUCGUUUCCGGCUACGGAGCACCGGAACCCGGAAAUAACUCGUUCGCGAAGCUGAUGAUCGUUCAAGUGCCGAUUGCAAGCAAAGAUGCCUGUAAGAAGGUUUAUGAAGAUCGCAAGAUUACACCAAGAAUGUUCUGUGCGGGUUUCGAGGAAGGAGGUGUUGAUGCUUGUCAGGGAGAUGGAGGAGGGCCGCUGGUCUGCAAGGAUGGCUCCAGCUGGUAUUUGAAAGGACUGGUGAGCUGGGGACGAGGGUGCGCUGUACCCGGCAGCUAUGGAGUGUAUGCAAACGUCAAAUCGGUCAUGAAAUGGAUAGACGGAAUAACGGGACUUUCAGCAGAAUGAUUUGGAACAGGCUACAGCCGGAAAUCGUUUUUACAACUUCGAACAGAAUUUAAAUCGCAACUUACAUGAACUUGCGCCUCAAUAUACCCUCUUGUGCAAAAGGAAAUCAAUAUUAUCUAUAUAUAAACAAAAUGGCUUUAAAUAUCAGCAUUUAAACACUUCUAGAGUUAAUCAUGACACUCAUACAUAAAUCUAACUGUGCGUAUCCCACGCGGAGCUUAGGCUAAAAACGCCAGAUUUUUUAACUAUCGAAUUGGAGGUCAAUUACCUAAUCAAAUUUUCAUGUCCUAGUAUUUUUAUGUGAUUUUUCACUCUGCUGCGGACGUCUUGCCGUUUUGCACCAUUAAAAUAUUAUUCUUAAUGACAAUAAGUGAAUGCAUA
Messenger RNA from Orbicella faveolata, 1613 nucleotides. RefSeq names its product trypsin-7-like. NCBI's taxonomy places the organism in Eukaryota, Metazoa, Cnidaria, Anthozoa, Scleractinia, Merulinidae. Gene Ontology annotation, biological process: proteolysis. The record is from RefSeq and is a predicted model, not a curated record. Gene Ontology annotation, molecular function: serine-type endopeptidase activity.